Molecule: messenger RNA, 2544 nt
Organism: Prunus armeniaca (apricot)
Lineage: Eukaryota; Viridiplantae; Streptophyta; Magnoliopsida; Rosales; Rosaceae
Source: the annotation of a GenBank genome assembly
AUGAUGGCUCGAAGCGGAGGCGAUGCUUUAAAAGCUUCAGCUUCCUGUGGUAUUAGAUUACAGGGAGGUUCCGACCCAGUUUCUCUGUCCAGUGGUGCUUCACAUGAAAAAGAUAUUUUUUCGAAGCGUAGGGUGGAUAAGUUUGAAACAAGUGAUCUAGACUGGACUGAGAAAAUUCCUGAGUGUCCUGUAUACUAUCCAGCAAAGGAGGAGUUUGAGGAUCCUUUGGUUUAUUUACAGAAGAUAGCUCCAGAAGCUUCAAAAUAUGGUAUAUGCAAGAUUAUAUCCCCUUUGAGUGCUUCUACUCCAGCUGGGGUUGUAUUGAUGAGGGAGAAAGCAGGUUUCAAGUUCACAACUAGGGUACAGCCUCUUCGUCUUGCUGAGUGGGACAAUGAUGACAAGGUCACAUUUUUCAUGAGCGGAAGAAAUUAUACAUUCCGUGAUUUCGAGAAAAUGGCAAACAAAGUUUUUGCUCGUCGAUAUUGUAGUUCUGGUUCUCUUCCUGCCACAUACUUGGAAAAAGAAUUUUGGCAAGAAAUUGCUUGUGGAAAGACAGAAACUGUUGAAUAUGCAUGUGAUGUAGAGGGCAGUGCCUUUUCCUCUUCUUGCAGUGAUCCGCUUGGAAGUAGCAAAUGGAAUUUAAAGAAUCUUUCAAGGUUACCCAAUUCCAUUUUGCGUCUUCUGGAAACUGCAAUUCCGGGUGUAACUGAUCCCAUGCUAUACAUUGGAAUGAUAUUUAGUAUGUUUGCUUGGCACGUGGAGGAUCAUUAUUUGUACAGUAUUAAUUAUCAUCAUUGUGGUGCAUCCAAAACCUGGUAUGGAAUUCCUGGUCAAGCUGCCCUUCAAUUUGAAAGGGUAGUCAAGGAGCAUGUGUACACGCAUGAUAUCAUAUCAACUGAUGGCGAGGAUGGAGCUUUUGAUGUAUUAUUGGGGAAAACAACUUUGUUUCCUCCAAAUAUUUUGUUGGAACAUGAUGUCCCUGUCUACAAGGCUGUGCAAAAGCCAGGAGAGUUUGUCGUUACUUUCCCAAGAGCAUACCAUGCUGGAUUCAGUCAUGGUUUCAACUGUGGUGAGGCAGUCAACUUUGCAAUUGGUGAUUGGUUCCCUUUAGGUGCUAUUGCUAGCCGUCGUUAUGCGCUUCUUAACAGGAUGCCCCUGCUUCCUCACGAAGAACUUCUGUGUAAAGAAGCCAUGCUUCUGUACACAAGUUUAGAACUUGAAGAUUCUGAAUAUUCAUCUGCUGAUUUGGUCUCCCAUCAAUGCAUUAAGACUUCUUUUGUUAGAUUGAUGCGCUUUCAGCAUCGUGCUCGUUGGUCUUUAAUGAAGUCAGGUGCAUGCACUGGUGUUUUACCAAACUCCUACGGAACCAUUCUCUGCAGCCUGUGCAAGCGCGAUUGCUAUGUAGCUUACAUUAAUUGCAACUGUUACAUGCAUCCUGUGUGCCUUCGACAUGAGGCAAAGUCUCUUGACUUCUCAUGUGGAAGCAACCCUAUUCUCUUUUUAAGAGAGGAAAUAACAGAACUGGAAGCUGCAGCCAGAAAGUUUGAAAUGGAAGAUGGUAUGUUAGAGGAGAUAAAAGGGCUUGGUGAAAAUGGCGAUGACUAUUAUUCGUAUCCAUUAAUCUCGUCUCAGAGCACAGAAGAGAAAGGAUACUCUCGUUAUUGUGAGAUAAAAUUUGAGUUGAAUCCUAAACUUACUGGCACAACUCAUUAUCGGUCACAAGAGCCAGAACCUGGUUCUCAUGGUCAGCCCAUGUUGAGUUGCGGUGCAAAAUGUUCAAGUCCUGCAGUGUCAGAUGCUUCCCUUUCAUGUGCGGCAUCAACUCUUUGUUCUCUUUUAGAGCCUCGUGAGAGCUUAUCAGCACCCAAUAAUGUACAGGGAAAUGCUAACACUAACACAGGAGCUCUAAAUUCUAAAAGGCUUUCUGAAGAAUUAGCGCGCAGUACAUAUGAGUCUUCUCAGUCCUCUCCAUCAUACAAUGAAUGUUCUAGUGCGCGCCCAAGAAAUUGUAAUGGAUCAGAGGUUAGGCCUGUUGUGGAUCAAGGCAGUGAUGAUUCUGAUUCUGAGAUCUUUAGGGUUAAGCGCCGCUCAUCAUUGAAGGUGGACAAAAGAAGUGUAAAUGAUACCUCGUCAUCAAAGCAUUCUGAGAACCAGGGUUUUAAGCGACUGAAGAAACUGCAAGCUGAAAGAAGAUGCGGGCCAUCGGUCCCACAGUAUUCUUGCAGCACUGGUGAAUCAACUAAGUUUCUUACAACUAGUAAUUACAAAGGAGUUUCUGAGAGUGCUCCUAUGGAGGGCAGGUUUUCCAGAGGAAGUACCGUCGUCCCUAGAGGAAGUACAAUUCCCAUCUCUAUCAAGUUUAAGAAGUUGGCCAAUGAAGAAUCGGUCAGUAGACAGCGAGAACACCACAGAAAGGAUAGAUACCACCAGCUUGAGUCGGGAAAGAGACGGAGGGGACCACCGCCAAUAGAGAUUGGUCCGAAGCGCCUUAAAGUCAAAGGCCCGUCAUUCCUAGGGUCAGAGAGCAGCAGCAGGUUAAGUUAA